AUGAGCUACUCGUCUAACCGUCACCACUUCAGAAGUGGCACCGGUUCCUCGACGUCCUCGCAGACGGAAGUCAGGACUUCGCGUCGGCAAACCGCGAUUAUUGAUGUCGAGGACCAGCGUGAGAUUCACCGCUGGACGUAUGAACCUCGUCAGGAGGGGGAUUACCUCGACGAGCAAGAUCUCGAGCACCGCCGCCGUCGAAGCCCGACCCCGUCUCAUGUGAGUGAUCCGCCGGUACUUCACGUCCUAGCUGAACGUAACCCUGUCAUUAUUUCGCAGUACGAGACCGACUGUGAAAACCCCGAGUACAGGUUUCUUCUCGCCUCAGAUGUCAGACGUCAGGUCCGCCAGGCUCCUUCGUACCAUGGUGGAAAUCGCGGCUAUCCCCAUCAGUACUUCAAUCGCGAGAGACUCCCUGUCCGAUCCGAAGCUCCUCGCUACGAGCAUCCCAUCAUGCCAAGUCCGGGUGAGGGUAGAGAGCUCGACAACUGGAGACCUGGACUUAUACCGGGACCCGUCAGGGCGAUCUAUAACGAAGAUGACCGCACCGUCUUCGAGGUGGGAUACCACGAGCGUAGUGCCGCACCAAGUGGACCGCACGUCGGUGCGAGACAGAGUAAUACCCCGUUUAGGCUCGCCAGGUACCAUCCAACUGUUGACUACAGGGAUGAAGAUGAGAACAGGCGCUCGUAA
This is a messenger RNA of Colletotrichum chrysophilum, 693 nucleotides long. RefSeq lists its product as uncharacterized. The transcript has a single exon. The record is from RefSeq and is a predicted model, not a curated record. Gene Ontology annotation, molecular function: RNA nuclease activity; RNA binding. Bases 1 to 693 code for a protein of 230 amino acids. Lineage: Eukaryota; Fungi; Ascomycota; Sordariomycetes; Glomerellales; Glomerellaceae.